Molecule: messenger RNA, 1067 nt
Organism: Conger conger (European conger)
Lineage: Eukaryota; Metazoa; Chordata; Actinopteri; Anguilliformes; Congridae
Gene: pvalb7
Product: parvalbumin 7
Exons: 6
Coding region: 231-560 (109 amino acids)
Cellular component (GO): cytoplasm; nucleus
Molecular function (GO): calcium ion binding
Source: RefSeq, a predicted model, not a curated record
CUCCCUUUCAUUCUUCUCUCCAUCCCUCUCUCUUUCUCCCUCUCUCACCUCCAGCCAGUCGGCGUUGACUCUCUUGAGCAGAAAGAUCACCUCUCCGGCCCGCAGGCUGAGCUCCAGCUUCCCGCUCCCGCUGAAGUCGAACAUCGCCUGGGACACACACACACAGACGCGCACGCAGCUACCCGCUCCCCCUCGUCUGACGGAUACCUCAGCACCGCACAGCUGCCAAGAUGGCAAUGAAAGACAUUCUCAAAGCUGAUGACAUCAAGAAGGCCCUGGAUGCUUUCAAAGCUGCCGACUCCUUUAACCACAAGAAGUUCUUUGAGAUGACUGGUCUGAAAGCAAAGUCAGCUGAAGACGUGAAGAAGGUUUUCAAAGUUCUGGACGUAGACAAUAGUGGCUACAUCGAGGAGGAAGAACUCAAAUUCGUGUUGAAAGGGUUCGCCUCGGACGGCAGGGACCUCACAGAUACAGAAACCAAAGCGUUCCUGGCAGCGGCAGACAGGGAUGGAGAUGGGAAAAUCGGGAUGGACGAAUUUGAAGCCUUGGUCCAUGAAUAAAUAGCUACGCCUGUGACUAGAUCCUGGUCUGCCGUCUCCUCCUCCUUGCGCCCCCAUCUUUGACUGCAGCACUCCGUACUCCCCACCGCCACCCCACCCCCAGUACCCCCCUCCCACCAAAGCCAGGCUCUCUCCACCCGAACACACUAGACUAGAGGUAGGAUCUCAUAGAGAGGGGGGGGAACCCAGAGGGGGCACCCACCAUGGUAGCACACCAACACUAUUUAUUUUCCUUUUUUAUACCAAUAUAGUGUGCUGUAUAUGUUUCUGUUUACUUUUAAAUAUCAAUUCAUAUUAAGAUCAUUGUAGAUAUGUAAACAGCACUUCCAUCACCUCUAUUUAUUUUACAUUUAAUAUCUCUUUAUCAUCCAUACUUAGUUUACCCCCACCAUUCCUGCUCCCUCCCUCCUCUCCUAAUGAGUCAUGAAAAACACUGAAAGAGGAAUCAUGUCAAGCUGUGAAGAGAGAAAGCAACAAAACAAAGAAAUAAAAAACAUAUUACAUUUA